Molecule: messenger RNA, 1166 nt
Organism: Lycium ferocissimum
Lineage: Eukaryota; Viridiplantae; Streptophyta; Magnoliopsida; Solanales; Solanaceae
Product: tetraspanin-19-like
Exons: 5
Coding region: 92-742 (216 amino acids)
Cellular component (GO): membrane
Source: RefSeq, a predicted model, not a curated record
AUUUUUCCUUUCAGACAUAAGAGCUAAAUACCUAGCAAGUGCUCUUCUAUUUUCCCUCCCAAGUGUGAACAGUUUCUCUUUAAAAUUCAAGAUGGUAAGACCUCUAAAGAGUUGCCUGCAAUUAUCCCUCAAGAUUGCAAACAUAACAAUAGGAUUUACGGGCAUUGCGAUGCUUAUUUAUGGUGUAUGGAUGAUUAGAGUUUGGCAGAGAGAUGCUGCGGACUCACCAUCAUCCCCUGAUUAUGCUCAGUUUCCUUGGUUCAUCCAUGCAUUUCUUGGUGUUGGUACUGCUUUAUGUGCAAUCACUUGCCUUGGUCAUAUCGGUGCGAACUCUGCCAAUUCCUGUUGCCUCUCAUUUUAUAUUUUCAUCAUAUUUGUGCUUCUUCUAUUAGAGAUUGGAAUGGGAGCUGAUGUUUUCUUGAACUCUGACUGGGAGAAGGAUUUACCAGAAGAUCCAUCAGGAAGGUUUGAUGAUUUCAAGGAUUUUGUCAACUCAAAUAGCGAUGGCUGCCAAUGGAUUGCCCUGCUCUGUGUUCUAACACAGGGGGGCUGUAUCUUAUUAGCUACAAUUCUAAGAACUCUUGGGCAAGUUAAGGAAUAUAGUGAUGGGAAUGAAGGUGAAUAUGCAGAACGAUCGGCUCCGCUUCUGCGAUCUCCAGAACUGCCACCAAGUCCACUGUAUCCAUAUGUUAUUGGUGAACCAGUUAAUAGUGAGCCAAAUUAUGUCUACAAGAUUGUUUGAGUUUUGGAACGCAAAGGUUAGAUCCAUAGUAAAAAUUAUAUCUUGAAAUUUCUUUUGGCUUUUUAUGUUAUUGAAGUUUUCCAGUGUCUGCCGAAGCUGAAGUGAAUGAAGUUUUCCAUGGUUGCUGAGGCAGCACGCACAACUCAAAUAUUGAACUUGAAGUUUGGAUAUUGAGACAGAGAUAAAACCUGCUAAGGCAGCUUAGUUAGGAAUAUUGACUAUGAUGUAGCUUCUCCAAUAGCUUAAGAAUGAAUUUUAUGAGAAAUAGAUAAGACCAUAUUUGUGUAUUUAAUAGUAUUAUUUUGUAACUUAUGUUUUCCGCGGUAUCAUUUCAUUUAUCACGGUGAAUUAUAUUUGUUGGAUAUGCUAUUGUAGUAUUGUCAAUAUAAAUAUUGAAUAUUGAGUAGAAAAGAUGAUUGGCAUC